AUGCCUCUGUCGGAGCCGGUGACGUUUGCCAUUUCGGGCUCUCUAGCCACUGCUGUAGCGGCACUUGUCACUGGCCGGGCCGUGUCGCUGGAAACUGUUGUUGGCUCCAAAUCGACAAAUCCGACCACGGCAGCAGGCAACGGCUUUGUUUUCUUCCUCGCCUAUUAUGUCGCGGCGACGACUGGACUGCGGCUUGUUGGCCGACACAGCCUUGACGGCGUGACGCCAACAUCGAGUCGAAGUGCAGAAGCGCUGGCAUUUAUUGUCGGUGCAACAGCGGCGGUCUCUACGCGGUUACUUGGUCCGAGGGACGAUGUUGAGCUACGCCAUGAAAAUACGGUUGGAACCGAGUCUCGCCCACAAAAUGGGGAAACUGGCGCUGGAAUACCACCAAAACAUGACGCACGGCAGCAUCGAUGGUCACUCGCGGCCCUCGAAGACGACCUUGUCCUGGCACUCGAUCCUGGCUUAACUUUCUGCAUUCACGAGCUCCUGGCACGGCUGGUCGCCCAGAGACAAGGGAGGCGACACCCUUCGAGACAACAGCACACGAAUGGCCCCAGAGCCGCCGUGAUCACCUUCCUACUUGCGGCUACUAGCAAGGCCAUUUCCACGGCCAUCACAUACCCGUUGUACGCAGCAUCUUUUAUAGCAGAGGCAGAAAGACGGCGACUGCCUCCAACAGAACCCGAUGACGAUGGCAAUGACAAGAUCCUAGCCCUGCUGUGGAAGACGUUCCGCCACCCGGGCGGUCCCCGGGCGCUCUACGACGGAUGGUUACGGAACGUGGCGUCCGCAGCUCUUAGCCACGGCAUCACCAUGGCGAUCCAACGAGCCCUAUACGGCCUUGUCUUGCGGCUGGUGUGCUCGGCCACCAAUGCCCUUCGAAAGAGGACGGCGUCCAUCUCGCGCACAACGAAAGUGGCUCUCUCAGACGCAACCGAAGCACGUCGGUCAUCACUACAGAUUCCGGCUGCCACAGCCAACCACUUUCGUGACGAGCGGGAAGAGGCCACCAAGGCUGUCGAGACGUGGCUCGAGUCAACAACAGGAAGCAGCGGUGUGGCGCAGAGCAACGUAGGCCACGAUACUGCCCGCCUACUGCCCCAUCCCAAUCCGUCAGCAUUCCCAAAAGCCAUUGCAUCUAGCCAUGAGUCAUGGGUGGCGAACCAACGCACACGACAAGACGGCUCUCACCGCACUUCUCCCAAAGACAGGGCAUUGGUUCGCUAUGAUGCCACUCAACGUACCGAGACGACCAUUCCUCAGGGCCGGGGAGCUCCGUUCCAAUCGACAAGCGGCGCAGAGUCGAUAGCGACACCGACAGAAAGUGGCACGGGUUUUGAACGUGACGACGACGGUGCUGGUACUGUUAUCUUUAACAUGAUCUCGAAAAUCCCACGCGUGGUGAAGAAGUAG
This is a messenger RNA of Sporothrix brasiliensis 5110, 1419 nucleotides long. RefSeq lists its product as uncharacterized. Lineage: Eukaryota; Fungi; Ascomycota; Sordariomycetes; Ophiostomatales; Ophiostomataceae. The transcript has a single exon. Bases 1 to 1419 code for a protein of 472 amino acids. The record is from RefSeq and is a predicted model, not a curated record.